ACAGUGAUGUAAUACAGAAGCCGAAAACUGAACAUAUCGGGUCAUCAAUUAGCUACUGGGCUUUUUCUCUCAUGUUUCGAAAAUCAAAACCCUAAUUUUAUAAACCCUAAAUUUUCACCUAUAAUAAUAUAAAACUUCGCCGCUCUGAGAAACCCUCUUAGCCGCUCUAACAAAUCUCUUCGCAGUUUCUCUAAAAUGGGUCCUCCUACUAGAGGUCGUGGUGGGUUCAGAGGUGGAAGAGGUGGAGACAGAGGAGGUAGAAGUUUUGGUGGGGGAAGAGGCGGUGGAAGAGGUGGUGAUAGAGGUACCCCUUUUAAGGCUAGAGGUGGAGGCAGAGGAGGUGAUAGAGGUAGAGGAGGUCGCGGAGGCCGUGGUGGUGGUGGUGGUAGAGGAGGUGGAAUGAAGGGAGGUAACAAGGUUAUUGUCGUGCCUCAUAGACAUGAUGGUAUUUUCUUUGCUAAGGGUAAGGACGAUAUUCUUCUUACUAAGAAUCUUGUUCCUGGAGAAACUGUUUACAACGAGAAGAGGCUUACUGUUCAGAAUGAGGAUGGUACAAAGGUUGAGUAUAGAAUUUGGAAUCCUUUCCGUUCUAAGUUGGCUGUUGCUGUCCUUGCUGGGGUUGACAACAUAUGGAUUAAACCUGGCGCUAAAGUUCUUUACCUAGGAGCUGCUUCAGGAACAUCUGUCUCUCAUGUGUCUGAUAUUGUUGGUCCGACUGGAAUUGUCUAUGCAGUAGAGUUCUCCCAUCGUAGUGGCCGUGAUUUGGUCAAUAUGGCAAAGAAGCGUACCAAUGUUAUUCCUAUUAUUGAAGAUGCUAGACAUCCAGCCAAGUACAGAAUGUUGGUUAGCAUGGUAGAUGUCAUAUUUUCUGACGUUGCUCAGCCUGAUCAGGCAAGAAUUCUAGGUUUGAAUGCUUCAUAUUAUCUCAAAGCUGGAGGUCAUUUUGUUAUUUCUAUCAAGGCCAAUUGUAUUGAUUCUACAGCCCCUGCUGAUGCAGUCUUCGAAAGUGAAGUGAACAAGUUGAAGGCAGAUCAAUUUAAGCCAAUGGAGCAAGUGACUCUUGAACCAUUUGAGAGGGACCAUGCUUGUGUUGUUGGUGGUUACAGAAUGCCUAAGAAGAAGAAAGUUGCAGAGUAACAUGGACUACUUACUGCCUUGUCAACUGAUGUUGUGUAACUUAGGAUUUUAUUUCAGCUUUGUUUGAAUGAAUACUGCCUUGUCAACUGAUGUUGUGUAACUUAGGAUUUUAUUUUAGCUUUGUUUGAAUGAAUACUCUCUGAUGUACUCCAAUGCGAUGCUUAUGAUAAAUUAUGUGGUUUAUGUUUGCGAA
Molecule: messenger RNA, 1330 nt
Organism: Trifolium pratense (red clover)
Lineage: Eukaryota; Viridiplantae; Streptophyta; Magnoliopsida; Fabales; Fabaceae
Product: rRNA 2'-O-methyltransferase fibrillarin 1-like
Exons: 7
Coding region: 196-1137 (313 amino acids)
Biological process (GO): rRNA methylation; box C/D sno(s)RNA 3'-end processing
Cellular component (GO): nucleolus; box C/D methylation guide snoRNP complex; small-subunit processome
Molecular function (GO): histone H2AQ104 methyltransferase activity; rRNA methyltransferase activity; RNA binding
Source: RefSeq, a predicted model, not a curated record